GCAUCAAAACGGGUCCUGAAUAGUAAUAAUAUUCCUCGACGCACGUCACCAACAACAAGUUUCAGGCUCCAAUUCGAACCAUUUAACGCUCUCUUCUAUUUAACUAAAUGCAAAUGCAUUGCAUUAGUAAGUUAUUUUAAUUUGCAAGAAUGCGUUUGUCUACUAGUACCAUUCCAGUCCCAACCUCUGUUUCUUCUCCUCAAUAUUUUAUAUUCGCUUUGCAUCAUUAUAAAUCCAAACCGUUUCAUUUCGUUUCAUUCUCUCUCCGUAACCGUUUCUCUCCUCCUCUUUCCUUUGCUUCUCCAUUCUUCUCCGAUGCUCACUCUUCGCGCUUUCUCCCCUUCCCGCCGCCGCCGUCGUCUUACUCCGCCUCCGCAGGAAAUAGUCGGUUGCAUGCUCAAUUUUCAACGGACGAGAACCAUAUUGAUUCACGUGAUGAAAGUUCUGGCAGCAAUAGUGCCAAACAGCUGCGAGAACGGAUAGCAUCUCCUGACUACGGACCUAAACCUGAUAUAGGAAAGCGGGUUUUCUGUAACCGGCCAUUGAAUAUGAAGAACAUUGUUGCUGUCGGAUUUGACAUGGAUUAUACUUUGGCACAAUACAUGCCUGAAACUUUUGAAUCCCUUGCGUAUCAACACACAGUUGAAAAGCUGGUUUAUGAUUUGAAAUACCCCAGUGAGUUACUGAGUUGGUCAUUUGAUCCAAAUUACAUGGUUAGAGGUUUAAUUCUUGACAAAAAGAGAGGCAACAUCUUGAAGAUGGAUUGCCACAAAUAUGUGAAAGUAGCUUAUCAUGGAUUUAAAGAGCUAUCAAAAGAAGAUAAAGUUGAGACCUAUGGAAAUACUUUAGUAUGCGAUCCUUUUGAUGGGCCAGACUAUGCUCUAAUUGAUACACUCUUUUCACUUGCUGAAGCCUACUUGUUUGCGCAACUGGUUGAUUUUAAGGACAGAAAUCCUGGAAAGAUUCCAAUGUCUGUUGAUUAUGCUUCUCUCUACAAAGAUGUUCGAAAUGCGGUAGAUUUGUGCCACCGAGAUGGAACAUUGAAGCAAAAGGUUGCAACAGAUCCCAGAAGGUAUAUCAAUGAAGACAGUUCAAUAGUUCCCAUGCUUAAAAUGCUUAGAGAUUCUGGAAGAGCUACAUUUUUGGUGACAAACAGUUUAUGGGACUAUACAAACGUUGUCAUGAAUUUUCUCUGUGGAUCCAGUGGGGUAAAUGUCACUUCCAAUUCUGACUGGCUUCAAUACUUUGAUGUUGUCAUCACUGGAAGUGCAAAGCCAAGCUUUUUUCUUGAGGGAAAUCAUGCUAACUUGUUUGAGGUUGAGCCUGAGAGUGGAAAGUUACUUAAUACAGAUAAUGGAUCUCCUAUGCCUCAGGUGGGUGAUAUCUCAUUAGGGUUAUUGACAAAAGAUAAGGAACACGCUCGUAAGGUUUUCCAGGGAGGCAGCGUCACUCACUUACAUAAUCUACUUGCAAUAGAAUCAAGUUCACAGGUUCUAUAUGUCGGGGAUCAUAUUUAUGGAGAUAUACUACGCAGCAAAAAGGUUCUUGGUUGGAGAACAAUGUUAGUGAUCCCAGAGCUUGAGAGGGAGGUUCAACUCCUUUGGGAAUUGAGGAAUUAUCGCAAGAAUCUUCAAUUUUUGAGGAGCAAGGGUGAUUGCAUUGCAGAUAAAAUGCAUCAGUUGAAUCGAUCUCUCAAAUUAGAGAAUCCAGAUGAUGGUACCAAUCAGAAAUUAAAUUCAAAACUUGAGGAAUUGGAGCUUGAAAGAGAGAUAGUGCGAUUGAGUCAUCAAGAAGCUCUAAGAAAAUUACACCAAAAGUUUCACGAGCCAUGGGGUCAGCUGAUGAAGACUGGUUAUCAGAACUCUCGCUUUGCUCAUCAGGUUGAGAGAUUUGCCUGCCUUUAUACAAGCCGAGUAUCUAAUUUGGGCUUGUUAUCUUCAGACAAGUACUAUAGACCCAGUGAAGAUUUUAUGCAACACGAAUUUGGCAUUUUGGAAAGCUGAACUCUGCUACUGUAUGCUUUAUACCCCCUCCCCUGGAUUUUUUUUGGAAGCAUAUAUUUGGUUUUAUCAUUGCAGUUGUUCAGGUUGUACAUUAAUUUUAACGCAGGGUUGUAUUUAUUAUCUCCCUCUGUUUGAUAGUACUCCUAAUAGGGAAAGCAAUGAGCAAAGGACGGCAAGGGUAAUAAUUCUGUCAACUUCCUUGCCAGUUAAAAUCCACCCAAUUUUCAUUGAUUUUCAUCUUGUAUUGACAUGAAUAACUAUUAAAAUAUGGAAAAAUUUAAAGUGGGUUUGAUGGAAACACAUAAUGCAAUAUAAAGGGACAGUUUGCAAA
Messenger RNA from Cicer arietinum (chickpea), 2334 nucleotides. RefSeq lists its product as uncharacterized. NCBI's taxonomy places the organism in Eukaryota, Viridiplantae, Streptophyta, Magnoliopsida, Fabales, Fabaceae. The record is from RefSeq and is a predicted model, not a curated record. Gene Ontology annotation, molecular function: 5'-nucleotidase activity.